Molecule: messenger RNA, 3430 nt
Organism: Vitrella brassicaformis
Lineage: Eukaryota; Vitrellaceae
Source: the annotation of a GenBank genome assembly
GGCUUUUCAUUCAACAAACACGAAGAAGGACGCAGAAGACAUUCUCUAUCACCGGCUUUGCUAAAUCUGGGCAAUAUGUACUGGAUCUCUUCGGCCGUGUGCGUCUUCCUGAUUCUGCUUCUGUUAUCCAUCGAAGGGGCCAUCAGCAUCAGCAGCCUUGACAGCCUCUACACGGCCGAAUACAACGCAACAAUGAAAUGGGGCACUUAUCGGCCCGGCGUCUACUUCGGGACUCGGUCACGAGACCCUCUCAGCGUCCUUCAUGGGCUGGCAUGGUCCCGCCCCGAUGGCCUGGAGAUCCACCAUGACUGCAAGCAAGACGAGAAGGUGCGGCAGUUCGGAUGGCUGGAGCAUGACGGCGCCUCUUACGGCUAUCAGGAGAUCGUCGAUGACAGGUCCCACGUGCUGCUGCACACGUCCUUUGCUAAGCAUGCCGACAGGCCGGGGGAGAUCUUCCACACUCGGGUCGUGGCCAGGCCGCUGGCGGAGGACGACACCAAGGCAGUGAGCCUACUUGUGUAUGUCGGUGUGGAGGAUGAGAGCGGCCAUGUUGUCGUCGACGAGCAAGUGACGCCGUUCAAGACCAAAGACGGCAAGAAGCACAUCGACGCGAGUGGCUUUACAAAGAGCGGCAAGCUCCGGGUCGGCCUGACGGGAUCUGUGCCGCACAAGGAGAGCGGAAUUGGAGACUUUCGGUCUCUAGUUGAGGUGUCAGCGGCUGACGGGACGGCAAUCAAGGUGUUCUAUCACUCCCUCUCUCUCGACGAUGAGGACGAUCCGGCCGUCAAGACUGUGUGGAACGCGGAGCAUCACCUUUCGCAGCACCUGAAGCGGAAAAAGGUCAAGGCCAAGACUGACGCACCCACAGGCGGCCCUUCCCCACCCCCUGCACCCCAGAUCGCCGUGCUACAGGACACCACGGAUGACUCUGCCAAGCUGGUGUUCCUGCAGCUGCUCGUCAAGCCACCUGCAGACGGCAUCACUAUCGACACACACUUCUUCACCAGAGCGUCGCUGGAGGCACUGGAUGACGCAACAGUCAACGCCCUCCUCUCCCCCUCCCCCUCUGAAUACCUCACCCAACUGCUUGAUGCCAAGUCAGCGGCCUUUCACGACAAGUAUCGGCGCAUAUUCCCUGUCAAGCCGACAGGAGGCGGGGAGGACUGGCCAACGAGCUACGAGAAAGUGGCCAAGGCGGCCUUCUCAAACCUGAUCGGCGGCCUCGGCUACUUCCACGGCCCUCUCCCCGUGGCCAAGGGCGCCAAGCCACGCACGCUGACGGCCUUCUCUGCGGUCCCCAGCCGGUCGUUCUUCCCACGUCCAUUUCUGUGGGACGAGGGCUUCCAUGGUAUGGUGAUCAGCAAGUGGGACAGCCGCGUGUUCCUCGACGUGCUGGUGCACUGGAUGGGGCUCAUGGACACCGACGGAUGGAUCCCCCGUGAGCCUGCCCUGUGCGAGGAGGCCUUGACCAGAGUGCCCGAGCAGUUCCGGCUGCAAAGCAGAGAGGUCAGGGACGGGCGGGGUUGUAUGAUGCCCAGUAGCACAUCUCUCGAUUGUCCAUUGCUGUGUGUGCAGGUAGCGAAUCCGCCCAGCCUCGUGCUGCCGCUGAUGGACCUCAUCGAUGCGGCAAUGGUACAGAAUCAAACACCGCCACGACCAUGCCAACGUCUGCAUGCACGGCUUGCCAUGUGCGCGUCAGGAGAACGGCAAGUGUGCCGUACUAUCCUCCCCUGACGACCCGCUGGUCGACAAUUCGGCCGCCGACUGCUCGACGCCAUCAGCGGGCGAGUCGCAAUGGAGGCAGGCCAUCGACCCCGCCCUGCUGUCUGCCGUGGCGUCAUCCCUCUACCCCCGGCUGAGUCAGUGGUACCACUUCCUCAAGAAAAGCCAGGCGUCCAAGACUAAGGGGUGCUACAGGUGGCACCAGCGCACCACCGCACACACAUACGGCAGUGGUUUCGACGACUACCCACGGGGGGUGCUGCCCACCACCACUGAGUGCCACCUGGACCUCCACGUGUGGAUGAUCGUCAUGGCUUCAGCAAUGCUCAAGCUCACCAAGUCAGAAAAGACACACAGCAUCACUUGCACUCCUGUCUUUAUGCUCUGUUCCAAUGUGUGUGUAUGUCAGGUAUCUGCUGAGCCACUCCCCGUCUACCUCUCUCACGCAGAAAGACGUCUCGCAGUGGAGCAAGGAGGUGACCCAGCUGCGUGACUUCCUCGUCAAGGACAAGACCAAGCUAUACGACCCCUCGACGGGGCUGCUGGCAGACUACAUGGGCGAGCAGCCCACCACACGCACCGGCGCCCUCAUGCUGGUGCCGCCAUGGCGGACUGAUGGGAGAUGUGGAGAGGAGUUCAAACAGGACAACGGCAAACCUGGUAGGGAAACUGAAACUGCGAGCGUGGCUUGAUAUCUGCGUGCGCACCUCUGUCUGUGUCUGCAUGUGCGUGUAGGUGAGUGUGACCCGUACAGCCCCUCCCCCUGUUGCUCGCCAUCCGGGUGGUGCGGCAGCUCACCGCAGCACUGCCAGUGUGAAGGAUGUACCAUCUCUCUGCCCCUCGAGAAGCGACCCAAGAUGCCCACCAAAGCUGCCACGUCGCCACACAUCGGUGUGGUCUCCCUCUUCCCCUUCCUCUUCGGCAUACUCGCCGACCAAACACCUGCCGGCUCGUCUUCCACAUGGCUGGGGAAGCAGCUGCCGGCCAUAGUGGAUGACGUGAUGCUGAGUGAGGAUCGUCUGUGGUCGAGGGCGGGGCUGCGGAGCCUCUCCAAGAGCGAUGUACUGUUUGGGAGCGGGGAGAACUACUGGCGCAGCAACGUGUGGAUCAACAUCAACUUCCUGGCGCUGAGGGCCAUCAAAAAGUACUAUCUGCUAGACAGGGAGGAGGGCGGCAGUGGCGAUGUGACGCUGCCGGGGCCGCUCAGGGCCUCGAUGGACAGGUGAGAGGGACGGGAAUAUAUACGCACGUGCAGUGCCUGUCGAUCUAACCAUGGGAUUGUCUUGGGCGCAUGCAGGCUGUAUUGGGAGCUUCGCGAGCGUCUCGUUGCAACCAUCAUGACCGCAUACGAAAAACAGGUAAUGCACUUUCUGGAAUGACCUUGCAGGCCUCGGUAUCUCCUCUCUCUCUGUGCGUCCCUAUGCGUGUGUGCAGGGCUACAUGUAUGAGAGCUACCACGAGCGGAGUGGGCGAGGUUUGGGUGCGGCGCCGUUCACAGGCUGGACAGCCACCGUGGUGCUCAUCGUCGCAGAGCUAUUCUGACCACCAUGCGAUCGCACUGCAUGUGGGGACGGCUGGAAUUACGUGUCGAGAUGCUAUUUGUCAGAUGAGUUUAUGGUGUGUCGUGUGUGCAUGAAUGAGUGCGUGUAGAUUCAGGUCAGGCAAGUUGAGUAGGCAGGCCUGACGCCAAUUAGACCGGAGUGAGCAC